GGGUGGAGGGGGGGGAAAGUUGUGGACAUGUUUUCCUGGAAGUGCACGGUUUUGCGGAUACAGUGUGCAACAUUGUAACUACUGCGUUAAAAAGACUCCUGCUUCUCUGACGGGACUUUGGAGCGUAUUUCCGUGUUGCUGUCAAACAGACUGGAUCGCCUUUUUUUGUGCGAAGCGAAACUCGAUGAGAACUUAUCAGAGUUGUGACAUUUGCUGCGCACAAACCCUCUAUGGAGCUGCGCGCAGUCGACUUUGAUCGAAACCAAACUGACUCCAUGGAGCUGAUCAGGGGGACGUCUGUGCACAAUUGAUCAGGUCUAGCUCCCUGAUGAAGUUAAAAAGAUUGGACAGCAGACCUCAGAUUUAAUUGCUGAAAGAGGGCUGCAUGUUCCCCACCCAGCACUUUCCUUUGGGAUUUUAUGUUUCCUCUCAGAUACCUCUGUAUACACAGUAAAAAAAAAAAAAAAAAUCACGACUGUGGGCAGGGGCAGCACACUAAAGAGGCAUAUGCCAAAUUUUGCACGCUCACUCAUUCAGACGAAAAACAUUUUCUAGUUUAGGAGACUGCUAUGAGUCUUCCUUCUCAGGUAAACACUGACAAGAGCAAGCAUCGGAGUCCAGCCAUGAAAGAAGGAGUGCAACACACCGGGGAGGUUUAUUAUGGUAUGGGACCUCCUGCUUCAAAGGUGAGCCAUAGUGACUCUGCAAGCAGCUCUGGUGUUUAUAACCCAGAGAAAGGGCACCAAAGUCUGCCACACUAUCAGCAGGCAUCUUCAGUAAAAUGGAUGCAGGACUCUUUACAGGCACCUGGGUGGACCCAGGAAGCUCCUGUCCCAACUUGGGGGCAGAACUUUGGCCAAUACAUGAGCGGUGUGAACGUCAGGGAUCAGAUGGCUUUCCAUAAAGGAGUUCAUGAAGGUGUAGCUAUGCCGAUGGGAGCGGAAAACCAGAUGUCGGCACCUGUGGAAGUUUACAGAGAUGCCCCCCAGGCUCAAACUCAGGGAAGGGGGCUUGAAUGGGAGCAGCAUGCCACUGCUGCUGUAAUGCACCAAGCCCAGCUACAAGCCUAUAGCCAUAAAGGCGUGGAUCUUCAGAGCCAAUCCCAUGUGCCAUCCCACACAAUGCAGGGGCCCAUUCUGCAACCUUUCCAGGCCUCAUUCAGACCGAACAAGCAGCAGUUUUCAUCAGGUUAUUACUCUGUCUUUCCAGCAAACAAGGGAAUGAUUUACGGAGAGCAGCCCAAAACUCAACAGCAACUAAUGCAUCAAAUGCAGCAGCAACAAAUACAUCAUCAUCACCACCAGCAACAACAACAGCAGCAGCAACAGCAGCAACAACAACACAUUCACCAGCAGCAUCACAUUCAGCUACAGCAACAGCAGCAACAGCAUUUGCAGCAACAGCAGCAACACCAAAUGCAGCAACAGCAGCAGCAUAUCCAGCAGCAGCAAUUGCACCAAAUACAGUAUCACCAGCAACAGCUGCAGGAGCAACAGCAACUUCAGCAGAUGCAGCAGCAGAUGCAGCAACAGAAUGUUCCACAGCCAGAAACAACACAACCUCAGGGACAAGCGAAGCUGCAGCAGCAAACCCAAAGUUUUGGAGCUUUUCCACCUCCUGAGCCUCUUCCACCUGAUUCUGGAGUUAAAAAAGAAGAUGUACAGCCAAUGGAGUCACGACCAGAGGCUCAAACUUGUGAUGCAUCAGCAUUACCUGCUGCAUGCUCUGAAAAGGUUGGAGCUACAAAUCCCUUAGAUACUGUGGACUCAGCUUCCGGGGCCCCUCGACGCUCACGCCGCCUCUCCAGAGAGGGACAGUCCCCGCUGGGUCCUCCACCCGGGAACAUGUGGUCCCAAGCUUCCAAAGAGCUACCACCACCACCACCACCACCCCAGAACGGAGUAGCUGGUGUCACAGGUGCAAAGGGAGCAGAAAGCCAAGCAGCAACAGGAGGGGUCAUACAGAUAACCCGCAGGAGGAGGAGGGCUUCCAAAGAGAUCAACCUAGAAACUCUGGCUCAGAAGGCUUCAGAGAUGGAGUCUCUACCUGCUAAAGCUGCCAAGGAGGACGCCCCCUCGACCAUUGUGCCCCUGGUUAUUCCAGUGUCUGUGCCUGUGCACAAGAACCAGGCUGAGUCUCAGGACGGCUGGGCUCAGGGUCGCAUCAGCCACAGUGAGCGCCCAGCAGGCCAAGCGGAUCGGAAGCCCUCUGUGAUCGUGGCUCGGCGGCGUUCGCUCAGAAACUCGAUGACUGAAAGUUUUGGCCAGGAUGGGGAAAGCGAUUCAGGAAUGGAUGAAGACGGAAAGGCUAAGUUCAAGCGCCGGACUCGUCCUGAGCCCCUCAUUAUCCCGCCUCCCAAAGUAUCCAACUUUAUCCCCCCGUCCCUCUACUCAAGCAUCACCUCCUACCAGAGCAACCUGCGCUCACCAGUCCGCCUGCCAGACAACCUGCACGCCCUGCCCCCUUACACGCCCCCUCCCAUCCUCUCACCUGUCAGAGGGGGAUCAGGGCUCUACUUCUCCACCUUCCUCACCAACAUAGCCGUAAGCAACCAGAUCCUUCCGCCUCCGGCUACUCCAAAGUCUGCAACGCGUAGCCUCUUACGGUCCACCAGCUCAGAAAUCACACCUCCAGUCUUGCCUUUGAUCACUGAUGCCACACCUGUGUGCCUUGAACCCCGUAUCAAUAUCGGGCAACAGUACCAGGCAGAAAUACCUGAUUUAAAAGAUCAGCUGUCCUCUCACUUGGAUCAGCAUAAGGCCGAGUUGGUCUGGCUUCCUUUGAAUAACCUCAACCAAAAACAAAGCGACGAGGAGACCAUAGAGCAUUUUAUGAACCUGGCGUGUUCGAGUGUUUUUAGUGGAGGAGGGACCAAUCAGGAGCUGGUUUUGCACUGUUUACAUGAGGGUGGAGGCAAAAUUCUUGAAACACUGGAGCGUUUGAUGCUUCAAGACCCAAUUUUCCCCAAAGGCCAUCACCUGGCAAGUUAUCACUACUCAGGCUCUGACAGCUGGACAGCAGAGGAGAAAUGUUACUUCAACAAAGGGAUCUCUGCCUACAGGAAGGACUUCUUCUUGGUCCAGCAAUUGGUGCGGACUAAGACUGUGGCUCAGUGUGUGGAGUUCUACUAUACGUAUAAGAAGCAGGUGAAGGUCGGUCGAAAUGGUAUCUUAACCUUCGGCCCCCCAGAUUCACCAGUGGAAAAGCACUCUGAGGCUGUGGUGGACGUUAAGAGCUCACAUCUGACAAAAGUAGCUCAAGGAGAGGCAAAAGAAGAAGAAGAAAAAAAGGAAGCUACUUUAUACGAUGAGGACAACGAAAGCAAGCAGCAGGCGAGGGUGGCCCAGUCACUACAGGCUCACGACUACGUAACAGGAACAGUUCUGGUCAUCAAAGAGCCAGAGCCUGUGAGUAAGGAGCCUCAUCACUCAUCAGUGCCUCACAGGCCUCGGGCUGAAGCUGCUGCGAAGAAGGCCAAAGCUCCAACGAAGCCCCCGCAGGACCCCAAUGAAGUGUUUCCAUGCAAGAAAUGUGGCAGGGUGUUCCAUAAAGUGAAGAGUCGAAGUGCCCACAUGAAGAGCCACGCCGAGCAGGAGAAGAAGGCUGCAGCCCUGCGGCAGAAAGAGGAGGAGGAGAAAGCUGCAGCGCAGGCUCGAGCCAGAAAAGUGGCUGCCGCAGCAGCAGCGGCUGCAGCAGCUCAUCAGGGGGGAGAGGGGGACGGAGCGGCACAGCAGGCGGAGCUCAGCAGCCAGGAGGACUCGUCCGAAGGGGAGGAUGAUGAUGACGAGGACUGGCACUGAGUAUAAACAAAACGGGGAAAAGACCCUUCUAAGCAGGGGGAAAUUAUGCAACCAGCCUGCAGAGAUGAACAAAGAAAUUGAUUAAAGAGUUAAAAUCAAAGUGCAACAUUCAAUGGGCAGAAUAAGCACAAGAAAUGGGUUUUUCGUGUCUUCCUGUUAAUCUUUACACUGUUUUUCUUCUGUUUU
Cyprinodon variegatus (sheepshead minnow) is the source of this 3986-nucleotide messenger RNA. RefSeq names its product ELM2 and SANT domain-containing protein 1-like. The transcript is spliced from 13 exons. NCBI's taxonomy places the organism in Eukaryota, Metazoa, Chordata, Actinopteri, Cyprinodontiformes, Cyprinodontidae. Gene Ontology annotation, molecular function: transcription corepressor activity. The record is from RefSeq and is a predicted model, not a curated record. Gene Ontology annotation, biological process: negative regulation of DNA-templated transcription; regulation of transcription by RNA polymerase II. Gene Ontology annotation, cellular component: histone deacetylase complex; transcription regulator complex. Bases 570 to 3800 code for a protein of 1076 amino acids.